AUGCUGAGGACGGAGGCAGGCGGAGGGGCGGCCGCCGGGGGGGGGUCCCCCUCCUCCGGCGGGGCGGCGGGCGGCGGGGGGCUGCGGAGCGCGUCCCCGCACCGGAACGCCUACGAGGCCACCAUCCAGGCCCUGGCACCCACAAAGGAGGCCGACGGCGGCGAGGACGGCAAGAAGAGCCGGGGCAAGAAGUAUGGCUCCAACGUCCACCGGAUCAAGAACAUGUUCCUGCAGAUGGGGACGGCGCCCGGCCCCGAGGGCGCCUGCGACCUGGCCAAGGCCAAGGAGAAGCCGGUGCGCCUCUCCUUGCCCCGCGCCGGCAGCCUCAGCGAGACCAUGGACCAGGGCAGCCUCCUCAAGCUGGGCACCAGCGUCUCGGAGCGGGUCAGCCGCUUUGACUCCAAGCCCGACAAGCCCUUCUCCAAGCUGCAGGAGACCCGCAAGAUCUUCGAGAGGAGCCCGCAGGAGAAGGCCACCACCACCAAGCUGCUGCUCCGCAAGGAGCGCGCCGGCUUCCAGGACCGCAAGCUGGACGUGGUGGUGAGGUUCAACGGCAGCACCGAGUCCCUGGACAAGCUGGACGCCGACGCCGUGUCGCCCACGGUCAGCCAGCUCAGCGCCGUCUUCGAGAAGGCCGAUCUCCGGAACAACCUGCACAAGGCGCAGGGCAGGGCGGGAGCGCCGCUCAACGCCAAGGUGGUGGGCAAGCGGCCGCGGGUCUUCGCACCGGGCGCCGAGGCUGGGCGCCAGGGCGAUGGGCACCCUGCCCCAACCCGCGCCCGGCCACCCGAGGAGGAGAAGGCGCCGAGCAAAAGCGUGAGGCCGGCGGAGAAGGAACCGGCCGCCCCACGGGUGCAGGAGGUCUGCAAGAUCAAGCCGGUGGAGGUGGAGGAGAGCGGAGAGGGCGAGGAUGAGGAGGAGGAGGCGGCGGCAGCGGGCGAAGCGGUGCCACCCAUGCCCCAACUGGUCAAGGGGGACGAGGGUCCGGCAGCCACCGCCCCACGGCUGGAUGGGGGCGCCGGGGUGGCCGCGGGCGAGGAGGGCAUCAAGGGUGAGCGGGCGGAGGAGGGCGAUGGCUACGAGGAGGCCAAGAAGGAGGACUUCUCUGAGGCGGACCUGGUGGACAUAAGUGCCUACAGCGGGCUCGGGGAGGACUCGGGGGGCAGCGGGCUGGAGGAGGAGGAGGAGGCCGAAGGGCUGUAUGAACCUGAGUCGGGCUGUGUGGAGAUCCCUGGGCUGUCUGAGGAAGAGGAGCCCGUCCCCAACCGCAAGAUCCAGUUCAGCACAGCGCCCAUCCAGGUGUUCAGCACUUACUCCAACGAGGACUACGACCGCCGCAAUGAGGACGUCGACCCCAUGGCCGCCUCGGCCGAGUACGAGCUGGAGAAGAGGGUGGAGAGACUCGACCUCUUCCCUGUGGAGCUGGAGAAAGACUCUGAAGGGUUGGGGAUCAGCAUCAUCGGGAUGGGAGCGGGGGCCGACAUGGGCCUGGAGAAAUUGGGAAUCUUCGUCAAGACGGUGACGGAAGGAGGGGCAGCCCACCGGGAUGGCAGGAUCCAGGUGAACGAUCUGAUUGUGGAGGUGGAUGGCACCAGCCUGGUGGGGGUGACCCAGAGCUUCGCCGCCUCCGUCCUCAGGAACACCAAGGGCCGUGUCCGGUUCCUGAUCGGGCGGGAGAAGCCGGGGGAGCAGAGCGAGGUGGCGCAGCUGAUCCAGCAGACGCUGGAGCAGGAGCGGUGGCAGCGGGAGAUGAUCGAGCAGCGCUACACCCAGUACACCGAGGACGACGAGGAGACGGGUGAAUAUGCGACGGACGAGGAGGAGGAGAUGAGCCCCAUGUUCCCCGGCGGGGAGAUGGCCAUCGAGGUGUUCGAGCUGGCCGAGAACGAGGACACGCUGUCCCCCGUGGAGAUGGACCCCGAGAAGCUGGUGCACAAGUUCAAGGAGCUCCAGAUCAAACACGCUGUCACCGAGGCCGAGAUCCAGCAGCUCAAGAGGAAGCUGCAGUGCCUGGAGCAGGAGAAGGCACGCUGGCGGGCUGAGAAGGCCCAGCUGGAGCAGAGCGUGGAGGAGAACAAGGAGCGGAUGGAGAAGCUGGAAGGGUACUGGAUGGAGGCCCAGAACCUGUGCCAGGCCGUGGACGAGCACCUCAAGGAGACCCAGGCCCAGUACCAGACCCUGGAGCGCAAGUACAGCAAGGCCAAGCGGCUCAUCAAGGAGUACCAGCAGAAGGAGAUCGAGUUCCUGAAGAAGGAGACGGCGCAGCGGCGGGUGCUGGAGGAGUCGGAGCUGGCACACAAAGAGGAGAUGGAGAAGCUGCAGGAGAAGAUCUCUGAACUGGAGGCCAAGCUGCAGACUUUGAAAAAUUCCAACCCGCUUUGUCCCACCAUGUCGGUCUCCAAGCUGCAGGACACGGAUGAGGUUUUUGAUUUUACCGCUGUGGUUCCAGAGACGCCGCGCCUGGACAGCAGCCUGCACAAAGCCCGGGCCCGCCUGCUGGCCAAGGGCCGCCGCCACCGGCCCUCCCGCUCCCGCCUGCGCGACAGCGCCAGCUCCACCGAGGGCGACGAGGGGGACACCGCGGGCACCGAGGGCGAUGGCAGCCCCCCGACCCCCUCGCCCUUCUCCCGUGCCGACGACUUCUCCUUCGACGGGGGGCCGGGGCGGGCGGCGCUGGGGGACCCCCCGGCCCCCACGACCCCCCUCAGCCGCUACCGGCCCCUCACCAACACCUCGUCCCAGGAGGGGCUGUCAGGCCCCACCGUGCCCAAAUCCUGCCCCAGCUCCGACAGCUCCCCCGGCUUCGCCCGCCGCGAUGCCCGGCCCCGGCAGCACAGCGAAGAUGACAGCAGGGACAUGAGCCCCCCCGAGCCCGCCAGUCCCACCGUGGGGCUGGACAAGAAAACACGGAGGAAGUUCUUGGAUUUGGGGGUGACCCUGCGCCGAGCGUCCUCCGGCAAGAGCCGCAAAGAGAAGAGCAGCAACCGCCUGUCCACGGGCAGCAGGGAGGUGGCAGAGGGUCCCGGCCGCCCCUCGGGCUCCCCCUUCCUGCCCUUCUCGUGGUUCUCGGACAGCGCCAGGGGCUCGGGCUCCCCCGGCUCCGCGUCCCCCUGCGGCUCCCCCCGGCACGAGGGGCUCAGCCCCGCCAAAUCCGCCUCCCAGGACUCGACGCUGAGCGAGGACUCCCCCCCGCCCAGCGCCAGCCCCCGCCUGCCCGGGCCCCCCCGCGCCAAGUGCUCGUACCCCUACCACACCCUGUCCCAGUCCUCGGACGAGUUCCUGGAGGAGCCCCCCGGCGCGGCCGCGGGCUGGACGUGCCAGCAGGUGGGGCAGUGGCUGGAGAGCCUGAGCCUGGAGCAGUACGUGCAGGACUUCUCUGCCCACGGCGUGGAUGGGCCCCGGCUCCUGCACCUCGACGGGGCCAAGCUCAAGGCACUGGGGGUGGGCAGCUCCCAGGACAGGGCGGUGCUGAAGAGGAAGCUGAAGGAGCUGAGCCUGGCGGCCGAGAGGGAGCGCAAGGCCCAGGAGAAGGCAGAGAAGCAGCGGGAGAAGCAGAAGAAGAAGGACCUCCAGGAGCAGCGGCGGAGUUAAGGGGGGGCCUGGGAGUGCCCCUGCACCCCCUCCCCACCCACAGCCCCCCUGGGACGCCCCGGGGGACCCCCGGCGUGGGACACACUGGCGUGGCUGAGGGACGGUGCCAGGCUGAGACGAGCACGGAGCACCACGUGCCCCCCUCCUCCAGCCCCCUCCCCGCCUGCACCCCUGCACCCCACGGGCACAGCCGGGCCCCCCCCCUCCAGGGGCCCCUUUUGCAGAUGCAAGUGGCACAUUGGACACCCCCACCCUGCCCCGUCACCUCCCACCCCGUCAGCAGCACCCCAAGGGGGCAGGGGGGUCACGGCCAGCAUUGGCUGGGGACAGCGUGUGGCCUGACCCCCCCCACACGGGGACACCCCCCAGUUGGGGUGUGGGGGGUGAUUGCUGACCUCCCCACACACCCCCAGCCCCAAAUAUGGCACCCCAGAGGCCACGCCAGGAAAUAAAAGGGUAUCAAGGGCCAGUGCAAACCA
Messenger RNA from Lepidothrix coronata (blue-crowned manakin), 4070 nucleotides. It is a transcript of the gene PPP1R9B, whose product is annotated as protein phosphatase 1 regulatory subunit 9B. Lineage: Eukaryota; Metazoa; Chordata; Aves; Passeriformes; Pipridae. The transcript has 19 exons. Gene Ontology annotation, biological process: neuron projection development; actin filament organization; calcium-mediated signaling. The coding region runs from base 1 to 3591 and encodes 1196 amino acids. The record is from RefSeq and is a predicted model, not a curated record. Gene Ontology annotation, molecular function: actin filament binding. Gene Ontology annotation, cellular component: actin cytoskeleton; postsynaptic density; dendrite.